AGGUUUAUCUGAACAUGGAACGGAGAUAUAUUUGGGCGCUUUUCAUACUUUUGGCAAUUGUUUCCUCUCUUUUCCCUCCUCCAUCUGAGGCAUUGGUAAGAAUUGCGCUUAAAAAGCAUCCUUUAGAACUCAGCAGGAUCAGUGAAGCCAAAAUGGCUAGAUUGGAGGCAAAAUAUGGCGGCGGUAGGAAAGAACUGUCCGGUGAUACAGAUGGAAAUAUUAUACAUUUGAGUAAUUACCUGGAUGCUCAAUACUAUGGAGAGAUUGGGAUUGGUUCUCCACCUCAGAGAUUCAUAAUCCUCUUCGAUACUGGCAGUUCUGAUCUUUGGGUUCCAUCAGCGAAAUGCUACUAUUCUAUCGCCUGUUGGGUCCAUUCCAAGUACAAGGCAAGCAAGUCAUUGAGCUACACACAAAUAGGAACACCUGUCGUGAUUCGUUAUGGAUCUGGUUCAAUAUCUGGCUUCAUGAGUCAAGAUCAUGUCCAAGUUGGUAAUAUUGUAGUUCAAAAUCAAGUUUUCAUUGAAGCCGCAAGAGAAGGAGCUCUUUCAUUUGUGGUGGCCAAGUUUGACGGGAUACUCGGCCUUGGAUUCCAGGAGAUCUCCAUUGGUGAGAAUGUGCCAGUCUGGUAUAAUAUGUUGAAUCAAAAUCUUGUUCAUGAGAAAGUAUUCUCUUUCUGGCUUAAUCGCGACCAAAAUGCAAGAGAAGGAGGUGAGCUUAUCUUUGGAGGUGUAGAUUCGAAUCACUAUGUUGGACAGCAUACUUAUGUUCCUGUAACUAAGAAGGGGUAUUGGGAAUUUGAAAUGGGAGAUUUUCGCAUUGGAAACGUCUCUGCAGGCUCCUGUGAUGAAGGUUGUGCCGCUAUUGUAGAUUCUGGAACGUCCUUGCUUGCUGCUCCAACUGCUGUGGUUGCUCAAAUUAACCAUGCCAUUGGCGGAGAAGGAGUAGUAAGCGUGGAAUGCAAGGAACUGGUCUCACAGUAUGGUGACAUGAUGUGGGAUCUUCUUGUAUCAGGGGUACUACCUGACAGAGUGUGUGGACAGAUGGGUUUAUGCAAUUCUGUUACUGCUAAAAAUGAGAGUUCUUAUAUCAAGUCGGUGGUCGAUGUUGAGGAUACAGUUGGCGAUACCCCGAUGUGUACUGCUUGUGAAAUGGCUGUAGUUUGGAUUCAGAGCCAACUGAGACAGCAGGGAACAAAGGAGAAAGUACUUGAGUAUGUUAAUCAGCUCUGUGAUAGCAUACCAAGUCCCAGGGGAGAAUCUGUAGUUGACUGCAGUAGCCUAUCAAGCCUCCCAACCAUUUCAUUCACCAUCGGAGGUAGAGCUUUCGAGCUCACACCUCAGCAGUAUAUUCUUCAAACUGGAUCAGACAUCACUACUGUCUGCAUCAGUGGAUUCAUGGCUUUGGAUAUACCACAACCUCGUGGUCCUCUCUGGAUUCUCGGAGAUGUAUUCAUGGGGGUGUACCACACCGUGUUCGACUAUGGCAAUCUCCAGAUUGGAUUUGCAAAAGCUGCUUAGGUGUUUCUUUUCUUUUUUUGUUCCCCAUAAAUCUUGUAGUUGGUCGCGCGUUUAGCCAUCAGGUCCUCCUAAGAACGUAAAGUUGUGUUAGCUAAAGUUGCCUUGUUCGGCCUGCAGUCUGUACUUUCUUCUUGAUGCUCUAUGCUGGCUUGAUUUUUUGGUUGUAAAAGUGUGAUUUUUAUUUUAAUUCUACAAUCCCCCUUUUCUUUUAACAGUGUCUCUACCCUGGUUUUCUUUUUAAAGCAACUCUACCAUGAUUUUCUUACCAUUCGACUUCAGAAGAAUUUGAUACUUAGAUCUUGGUUGAGAAACAUCGAUAAUUCAUGAAGGUACUACUACAUCAUUUUUCUCCCAAGCUAAUUUGAAGCCUGAAGAUCUAUGAGUUGGUUAAAAGUCGUAAGCUGGAAAUAUAUAUGAAGUUUAUGCUUCCUAUUUUAUUUUGUCUCAAAUUGCAGAAACGUGU
Oldenlandia corymbosa var. corymbosa is the source of this 1980-nucleotide messenger RNA. NCBI's taxonomy places the organism in Eukaryota, Viridiplantae, Streptophyta, Magnoliopsida, Gentianales, Rubiaceae. The record is from the annotation of a GenBank genome assembly.